Molecule: messenger RNA, 963 nt
Organism: Gigantopelta aegis
Lineage: Eukaryota; Metazoa; Mollusca; Gastropoda; Neomphalida; Peltospiridae
Exons: 6
Coding region: 30-632 (200 amino acids)
Source: RefSeq, a predicted model, not a curated record
CGUACUGUAGUGAUUAAGCAGACCACCUAAUGCCAAUGACGUCACAUUUGCCGCGUUCCGAAGAAAAGAGCUUUAAAUUUUGUCAUCUUUUUUAUCUUGAGACUAGGGAUAUGAAGUUAGCUGUUGCAUUAGUCGUCGUGUUUGCCUUCGUGCUUACUGCCAAGCAUGGUACAGCAACUGGUUCUACAGCUGGUCCAACCACGCCAGGUAAAGCAACCACAACAACCACUGACUGUAUGGGGCCCGGAAUUGAAGGGCAGAAGACAGAAAUAAAGUGUAAGAUAACUGGAACUGUACAGUCAGGAAUACAGUGGAUUGGACCACUUAAUAAAUCUGUAGUCACGUGUAACUAUCUACAGACGGUUUGUGCUACGUCUGGGGAAUUCACUGACCACUACACCGGUGUGAUCGAUUCGCCCCAACAAAACACCUUGGUAAUAAAGUCGUUCGAUCCCAAAACUGAUGUUGGUACAUGGACGUGCUAUGAUGGAUGGGGUGCCCGACGAUCGUAUUGUAACAAGUCCAGCGGAAGGGCCUGUGUCCAUGUAGGAUCAACUUCUGUGCUUAUCAUCUGGACAACUGCCAUACUGACUGCAAACCUACAGACCACUACCUACAUGUUCUUCACCUAACUGAGCUCUGAAGACAGUGUUCACUGGAUCAUAUAAAAACUGCAGAUUACUACUUCAUGUAUUUCAACUAACUUAGCUCUGAAAAUUGUUCAGUGAAUCAGAUCAUAAAAACUGCAGAUCACUACUUAAUGUGUUUCAACUAACCCAGCUCUGAAGAAAGUGUUCACUGGAUCAUAUUAUAAAAACUGCAGAUUACUACUUAAUGGAUUUUAACUAACUCAGCUCCAAACACAGUGUUGCUUGCACCAUGUUAUUGGCCAAAGCAUGUUUAUAGUUUGUUGAAAGAUGAGUGCAUACAUGCUUGAGUGAUUGAGAUAAAGAUGUAAAUGUA